GCAUGCUCCAGGGGAGUGGAAUUCGCUUUCCGCAGGUCAACGGCCGCCCGUUUCGCCUUUGCAUGAUCGAUCGCGCUCUUCCUCUGAGUUUUGCAAUGCAGCAAUCAGUUCAUAUCCUAAAUUAGGCGGCUUUGGUGUCAUCCACUAGGGCCUAGUGCAAGGCUCCCGCUCCCAUCGGCGUCAUGGCGGAGAGGGAGCAAGGCGCGUCGACUCCGCCCGCUGCAUUCGACCCGGCGCGAGUCGGUCCGCAUUCUCCGCCGCCCGCCUCCGAGGAUCCCGAGGCGGCGGACGCGGGGCGGGUGCGGCUGGUGCAGGUGGAGAUCGCGGGCGCGCGGAGGCUGCUGGCCAAGGACGGCGCGUCGUCCAGCCCCUUCUGCGUCGUGGAGUUCAACGGGCACACGAAGCGCACGCACACAGUGGAGAGGAAUCUCAACCCCGUGUGGGACGAGAAGUUCGUGUUUGCAGUGCCCCUCCCCUCCCCCCUGCCCCCCGCACUCGCGGACCAGGAAGAGCCCGUCCACGUCACUAUCUACACCCCCUCCUCCGCCGCCGCCCCCCUCGUUGCGGCCGGCAGCCUUUCUGCCAGCUUUCGCCGCCAGGGGCUGGGCGGCAGCAGCAGCUUGUGGGCGGCGGAUCUAGAGAGAAGCGUGUUCCUGGGGAAGGUGCAGGUGCCCAUCCGCCUGCACGCCCCCACCCCCGGCAUCCCCCCCUUGGCCUCGGCGCUGCUUACCUGGCUGCCUCUGGAGCGCCGCUCCCUCAUCAACCGCGUGCGCGGCGACCUGCGCAUGGCUGUCUCCUACCAGGACGUGCCCGCCUCGUCCAUCGACCCUGCCAGCCUGGACGAGUUCGACCAAUGCGAGGCCGACAGGUGGCACCUGCCGCCAUCCACGUCCACGUCAUCCCUGGAGGACAGUGAUGGCAUGCCCACUGCCACAUCUCGCGCGCUCUCCCGCCACGGCAGCAGGCGGCCUCCCGCCCCCCCUCCUCUCUCCCCCUCCGCCACCCCCUCCUCCUCGGCCCUCCACACCAUCAUCUCGUCUGACGACUCGGCCCUCCCCUCCGACGCCCUCUCCCCGCUGCUGCCACCCGCCACUGCACCCCGCCCCGCACAGCAAGACCUCACCUUCCCUUCCGAGCACAAGGGGGCGGACAGCAAGGGGGAGGGGGAGGGGGAGGGGGAGAGGGAGAGGGGGCUGAAGGGGGAUGGGGGGGAGGAGGGGGAGGGGGUGCUGGGCGCGGAGCACAUUGUGUUUGUGCGCGUGGUGCAGGCGCGCUCGCUGCUGGGCAUGGACCUCAACGCCUCCAGCGACCCUUUCGUGGUGGUGACGGUGGGGAAGGUCACGGCGCGCACGCGCACCGUACCGGAUGACGUCAACCCCAAGUGGAACCAGGUGUUUGCAAUUGGCCCGUCUCCCAGUUCGUUCUCGCUGGCUGACCCCUCCAGCACGCUUGAGAUAGUGAUAAAAAACGAGAACCGGCUGCUGCGGGACUCCUUCCUGGGCGCUGUCUCGCUGCCCAUCGCCUCUCUGCCGCGCCGCCUGCCCUCCGCGCCCCCCGUUGACCCGCGCUGGAUCCGCCUUGACAACAAGGCUGCCGCCGCCCCUCCCACCGCUGUUCGCAGCGCUGUCAAAGGCGAGGUGCAGGUGGCGGCGUGGAUAGGGGAGCGGUCGGACGAGCUGUUUGGCGAGGCGUGGCAGUGGGACGUGAAGGGCGUGCCGCACCACCGCUCGCGCACGUACCCCUCACCACGCCUCUGGUACCUCAGAGUGCACCCCUGCAAGCUCGAGCACUUCACUACUUCCCGCCUCGCACCCAACCUUGUGGUGCGACUACGAGUGCCCUGCGGCAUGCAGGUGCAGACAGGCCCCGCCACUCACCGAACUCCGUCACUGCCGCCCGGCGCCAGCAGUGUGGGCGGCGGGGCAAGCAACCGCAGUGAGGGGUGGUGCAGUGAUGAGGAGGAAGAUGGGGAGGAAGGUGGGGAGGGUGAGGAGGAGGCAAGGGAGGGUGAAGAGGGUAGCGGGAAGGGGAGAAACAGUGUGGCAGGAGGAGCACAUGCGGUUGUGGCUGCCAGCGCAGGCAGGCCUGCAGUCACGGGGUCAGGGACAGGUAUACCAGGAGGCACAGGAAGUGGUGCGGGCACGGGCGCAAGUGCAAGCCCAGGGUGGAUUCCCCCAAGGCAGCGGUUCGGACACAGGCUUCGUGGCACGCUGAAUGCCCCCGGCAACACUGGCAGCAAGGCGAGCAGCGGCGAUAAUCCCUCGAGCAGCAUUUCAGCGAGCAUCAGCAGCGCCAUGGACAAUCUCAACAGCACGGUGGGCAGCAUCGGCACCACCGUGGGCAACAUUGGCACCACCGUGGGCAACAUUGGCACCACCGUGGGCAACAUCGGCACCACUGUGGGCAGCAUCGGCACCACCGUGGGCAACAUCGGCACCACCGUGGGAAACAUCGGCACCACCGUGGGCAGCAUACGCAGCCUCGGGGGCAGCAUGCGCAUCCCCCCUGUCUUCCAGCUGCGGAAGGGUGCAGAUGGGGUGAAGAUGGGUGCCGAUGGAGUAAAGUUGGGUAAAGAAGGAGUGAAGAGGGGCGUAGAUGGGUUGAAGACGGGUCCAGAGCAGGCAGUGGUCGUGGGAGGGGAGGAGGGGGCGGGGGAGGGCGUGUGGGUGUGGGGCGAGGGCGAGGAGCAGGUGCUGGUGCUGGCGGAGCCGCUCAACGGCCAUCUGCAAGUGCACAUCGUCAACGUCAUCUCGCCCACUUCGGAGGAGGUGGUGGCAUCAGCAGCCGUGCUCAUCUCCUCCAUCCCCACUCGCCUCUCCCUCGACCCCCUCGAACCCAUCUCCAUCGCGCUCCAACCCACCACCACUGCUUCUCUCAACGUUGCAGUGCGCUCGCCCUCUGCUGAGCCUCUCAUCUCUCACUCCUCCAAACCCAACUCCUCCCCCUCCCGGCCCACCUCCUCCCCUAAACCAUCCUCAACCCCCUCUCUCUUCUCCUCCCUCUCCACCUCCUCCCCCGCCCUCGCCUCCACCCCCUCCUCGUCCUCCCCCGCCCCCCUCCUCUCCCUCCUUCUCGCUCUAGAGGGCGGCCACCACGUCAUCACCGAGGCCCCCCGCCUCCUCUCCUCCCCGCUCCCCGCCGCCCGCUCGCUCACUCCGCCGCCCAUCGCACGCCUAGAGGUCGGCAUCAUCUCGGCAAAGAACCUGCAGCGGGCAGUGGGCGGGGCGGCGGGGAUGGACGUGUAUGCGGUGGCGCGGUACGGGGGCAUGUGGGCGCGCACGCGCACGGUGAGCGCGGAGAGCAGCCCCGUGUGGCGCGAGCAGUUCAGCUGGCCGGUGUACGAGCUCUGCACCGUGCUCACCAUUGCUGUCUUCGAGAACAAGCAUGCCAAGGGCGUGACGACAUCCACUGACACGCCCCUGGGUCGCAUUCGCAUCCGCCUGAGCUCCAUGGACUCUACGUGCGCCAUCUCCUCGCAGCAGCCGCUGCUCACCCUCACCAAGAAGGGAGUCAAGCAGUUGGGCCACCUGGACCUCGCCUUGCGCCUCUCCCCCGCGCCCGCCACCUCCCUCCCCCGCCUGGCCGCCACCUACAUCCGCCCCUUGCUGCCCCCCGCGCACUACCACUUCCCCAUCCCCGAAUCCCAGGCGCCCCUUCUCCUGCAAGAAGCGGUGGGGCUGGUGUGCGCGCAGCUGGGCGCGUUCGACCCACCUCUACGCGCCGAAGUGGUGCAGUACGUGGGGGAGAGCGACGAGGACGUGCUGUCGGUGCGGCGCCUUAAAGCCAACCUGCAGCGCAUCAAGCUGCUCAGGAGCAGAUUCUCCGCCCUCUCUGCCGGUUUCAAGGCCAUCAAAUCCUGGGAGAGCCUUCCUCUCACCCUUUCCGCCCACCUCGCCUACGCUCUCGCCCUCUUCUAUCCGCAGUUUAUCCUUCCCACCCUCCUCUUCCUCCUCUCUUGGCAGCUGCUCUCCUGCUCCCCCUCUCGCCCCCUCGGCCCCCCCCUCAUGGACCUGAGGCUCUCGCAGGGGGAGGGCAGGGAGGGCAGGGAGGGCAGGGAGGGCAGGGAGGGCAGGGAGGGCAGGGAGGGCAGGGAGGGCAGGGAGGGCAGGGAGGGCAGGGAGGGCAGGGAGUUCAGGGAGGGCAGGGAGGGCAGGGAGGGCAGGGAGGGCAGAGAGGGCAGGGAGGGCAGGGAGGGCAGAGAGGGCAGGGAGGGCAGGGAGGGCAGAGAGGGCAGGGAGGGCAGGGAGGGCGGGGAGGGCGGGGAGGGCAGGGAUGGGGGUACGGAGAAAGGUGGGGAGGAGGGGGAGGAGGGGGAGGAGGAGGAAGAGGAGCAGGAGAAGGAUGUCUCUGUGUCGAACCCGGUUGCAUAUUACAAGUCGCUCAGGGCAAAGUACGAUCGGCUCAUGGAAGGUGCCGGGAAGGUGCAGAGAGGCCUUGGGGUGAUUGCUGACUCAGCAGAGAAGUUGGAGAUGCUGCUGACAUGGCGAGAUCCAAGAGCCACAUUCCUGCUCAUGGCGGCAUGCACGGGCCUCAUGCUCCUCCUCCUGCUGCUGCCCUUCCGCCCUGUGGCACUGGCCGCGGGCUUCUGGGCGCUCAGACACCCGCGGCUGCGCCGCAUCACGCCCACCAAGGUCAAGUGCUUCCUCGCGCGCCUGCCCACGCGCGCUGACACCAUUUACUGAGUGAGUGGGGCGGAGAAGUGUUUAUAACCGUCUGGCUGUUCAGCCUGCUGCAAGUGUGGUAUUCCAGGGGGGCAUUCACGGCUUCCAUUGCACAUAUUUAUGGCAAGCCCUGCAGUGCAGCAAGCUGGGAGGGCAGCAUGUUCCACCUGAAAGUUC
Closterium sp. NIES-67 is the source of this 4838-nucleotide messenger RNA. NCBI's taxonomy places the organism in Eukaryota, Viridiplantae, Streptophyta, Zygnematophyceae, Desmidiales, Closteriaceae. The record is from the annotation of a GenBank genome assembly.